This is a messenger RNA of Periconia digitata, 2408 nucleotides long. Lineage: Eukaryota; Fungi; Ascomycota; Dothideomycetes; Pleosporales; Periconiaceae. The record is from the annotation of a GenBank genome assembly.
AUGACCUGCAGCAACGGCCGCCCGGGAUGGAUGACCCCGGCCGCAGAUGACCAGUUUGGCUCCUUAGCCCUCCUCCACCACCAGCCCAUCAGCCAUCAUGUGUCGCCGAAUCUGAACCCACGCGGCCUGUCAUCUAUCCCAAUACUUCCCUGGAAGCACACUUGCAAUUCCAAACUAAGCUUUUUCUCCACUAAUGUCGCUAUGCCUGCAGAUGCGGCAUGCUUCAGCCCAUGCAAGAGCCGCCCCGUCAAUCUUUCCUCCACCGUCCUUGUAUCGACCCGAGUACUCAUCCUCGGUGACAACGACACGCGGCUCCUUCGACACAUCCAACAGCCGACUAUAUAUAUAACCCUUGGCUCCCCGCCCUACCAUCUACCUCUUCCUUCCGCUGGCGAAACCACAGCGCCGGAAAAAAUCAGAACCCGACGCUCCUCUAUUUCCAAGUCCCAGGCCAAGACAAAGGUCAAGGCCAAAGUCAAGGUCAAAGUAGAACCAAGCUCCAAGCCUUCACUUCCUGUCCGGCGCUCCUCGCGCCUCCGGUACAUCAAAGAUCUUAUUACAGCCAUGCCAUCCUAUAUCCGCGAAACAAGAGCCUCAAGGGCCUACUCUUUCCCUCCAUGCGUCGACAGCAUCGACGUGGUCUCACCACAGGACACUGAACUGCCAGACAUAGACGAAGAGCCCUUUGCACACUUCCUCACUCCCGUCUCAGAGUAUGACAAUCCACAAGACCCAUUAUCUCUCAGCGCUGGGAUCAUGAUCCCAGACGGGAAGCGGACCUCCAAAGCCUCCAAGUUCAAGUCUAAUGUCGCCGACAAGUGGACCCGUUAUGUCAAGACAAAUCACACGCAGCUUCAUGCCCGCUACCACGCCCCUAUCCCAGAAGAAGACGAAGAGUCGUUCAUGUCACUAGAGGAUGACCGUCUGUACGCAGCACCCCAACCAGUCAGCCAGCUCAGCUCGCCCCCUCGCAUCACUGUCACAGAACCCACCCGUGGUCGCGCCCAAGAACUCGUGACGCGCAAGGCUCGCACCCGACGUCGCUACUCGAGAACCCUUUCCGGUCAUCGUCACUCAUGGAGAGAGCCAAGCCCAGAUCUAUGGACUGUCGAUGAGUCGGAAGAGGAAGACCUCCCCGUGCUUAGGCGUGCGAAAAAGAAGAGCAGCAAAGACAGUGCUGAGCGCCGUAGAUCUUCUAAAUCACGAGUCCGCGGCGAAGUGGCCGAGAAGUCGAGGCUGUGAGCAGCUAGGCUUGUACGGAGAAGAGGCGUACGUCUCCUGUUUUCUACUCGCAUUGGGUGGCGUUGGCGGUGUUCACCUUUUGUCAGAUUGCAACUCGCAUUCCGCAUUUCCAGGCGUUGGCGGCUCUUUGAUAUCCCUUUCCGCGUUGCAUUGCAUUUUCCUGCGCUGUUGAUUUUCUCUCAUCUGCAUACAUCUGGUGUUUUAUCGUAUCAUUCGUUUUUUCGGGUUUUUUGGUUAUUGUUUCUUGACAUUUAUCGCAUCUGCAUUGGGAAGAGACGGAUGGGCAGGUCGACGGUGUUGCACAGUGGAAUCAUUUGCAUCUGGGCGGCGUUUGGGCAUGGGACUGAGCAUUUACACAUCAUUCGCAUCUCCAUCUCGGGUCUAUCAUCUGUUGUCUGAGUACAUAUAUCGCAAUCAAAGUUUUUGUUGCGCGCGCACAUAUAUACAACCACCAUACUCUCGUUGCAAAGUGAAUCCAUGCUCACCCCUCUCGCAUCCUGCAACUCAGCAUCAAUACCCCCUAACAUAACCUUCUCCAUCGGCCGAACAUCCGCAUACCCAUCCACUCCCUCUCUCCCGCUGCUUCACCCCAAACUAUAACCCCCUCCUUUUUCCCUUGGAUGGCCCAGCAAAUGACCUCACCACGCACCCCCCCUCACCCCUGCCCUCUCGCUUGGCUUUUCCCUAGCCUUGCCCAACUAGUCAAGAAAGGUGUGGUGGACCCUCCCCCCACCACCACCACCACCCCCUGUUGCAACUUCGGCUAAUUCAUGCUCCCUUUCGUUUGUGUGUGUGUGUAGAUACGAGGUCCAAAAAAAAGUGUGGAGGGGUAAGUAUGUAUGUUAAAACUGUCAUGUUAUGUUGUGUAUGGAUUGAUGGAUAGCGCGCUUGCCGCUGGCUGAGGUAAGGUAGGCUGUUACUUUUUGUUUUUCUUAUUGUUUUGUCUGCAUAUGUUUACUUGUACUUUUACACCUUUCUCUUAUUUUGUUAACAGAUUUGUGAUGGUUGUGUGAGAUGUUCUUGGUGUGUUAUUUGUCCUCUGUUGUUUGUUUUUUUAGGGGGAGGGGAUAUCAAGUAUAAUAUACCUAAGUAAGGGUGUUCGAGUUGAGCAGACUGCUUAGUAUCUAUCCUACCACCAACAACAAACAAACAUACGCAACACACAC